Paramecium sonneborni is the source of this 1524-nucleotide messenger RNA. Lineage: Eukaryota; Ciliophora; Oligohymenophorea; Peniculida; Parameciidae. The record is from the annotation of a GenBank genome assembly.
AUGGAUAACGAUACAUCAACAUGUUCUAUCAGAAGUAAUAGUGUUAAAGUACAAAAAAUCUUUGAUUAAUAUAUGGCUUAAAUUGCACCUUUACCAAACUUUCACAAUUCUACUAACAAAGAAAAUUCUUUUUCCAUCUCAAAUGAUUAACGCUCUAAUUAUCACACUAGAAUUUAAACCCCUGAUAAAACAACCUAAAGAAGCAAUUCAUAGAUAUAAGCUUUAUAGGCUUUAUAAAAAAAAAAUAUUGAACUUACUACAGAAAAUGAAAGUUUGAAAGAGCAGUUAAAAAAUUAUUAAAAUUAAUAAAGUACUAUAAAUGAAAUCAAUUCAAUUUAUUAAAACCUAUAAUAGCAAUAUAUUGUGUUGGAUUAAGAUCAUAAAUAAUUAUUGCAAUCCUAUGAGUUAUAAUUAAGCUAAUUAAAAUAAGAGAAGGAUUAAUAAAUUGAUCAAAUAAAUAGAUAAUGUAAAUGCCAAUUAGAAGAAAUGAAAUAGUAAAUGCAAUUACAAAAUGAUAGAUAUAGAAAUAUAGAAGUUUGUAGAAAUGAUUAGGAUACUCUUCUAUAAAAUGCUCUUGAUGAAUUGAGAAAAGAGAGGCAAAUGUUGAAUAAAUUAAAAUUAGAUCAGCGAUUAUUAAUAGAAGAUAAUGAAUAACAAUAUGAAAAGCAAUUACAGUAUUAAUAAAAACUAUAUCAAGAAAUGAAAAAUUAAAAUAUGAUGUUAUCUAAAGAAAAGUAAGAAUAAUAGGAAUAAAUUAAAGAACUAGAAAAUACUUAUAAAGAUCUUGUUCAUCAUUAAAAAUAAGAAAUCUAAAAAUUACAAAAACAAUAUACUGAUAUUAAAAGUUUUUUUGAAUCCUAAAUGUUAUAAGUCUAAUAAGAGGUUUCAUGUGCAAUGCAAGAAUUAAGAAAUAAAAACAGUGUUUACCAUCAUUAGUUUUAAGAAUAAGAAUAAAUUAUAGAAGAUUUGGAAGAUUUGAAUAAAUAAUUAAAAUAAUAAGUUCUCUUUAAAGACUAAGAAUUAAUUAACUUAAAAUCUCAAUUAGAACAGUUGUAAAUUCAGCAUGAACAAUUAAAAUAAAUGAAUGAUGAACUUAUACAUUAGUUUAACAUUUAAAUAUAAGAUUUGUAAUAAAAGUUAGAAGUUGAGAGAAAAAAUUUUGAUGAGGAAUCAGAAUUAAAUGAUAAUGACAAGAAAGAAAUUUAUAAUGCCUUACACAAUGAUAAGACAAUAUAAUUAACUACAUCUAAUUCAUAAAAUGAUUUACUUCCUUAAUAACAACCAUCAAAAAAAGACAAAGAAUAUAAAUUUCUACUUUAAUAGAUAAUUGAUGUAGAAAAAGAAGCUUUUCGAUUAAAUAAUAAUUAUUAAAUCUUAUUCUAAUAGUUUUCAAAGAAUACUCAAUAAUCUGAAUAGUAGAAAUAGCACAUUAAGUAGGAAAUGACUGAUUUAAUGUAAUAAAUCAGAAUAAAUAAUUCAAAGCUAUAUGAACUUAAAGCCAAAGAAUUCACUUACUUAACUUGA